AUGCCAAUCAAUCAAGAUUCGGCCAAUGAAGAAAUCGAAAUUGUAAGGAAUAAUUUUGGAAAAGAUUUUGAAUGUGGAUUUUUGAAAAGAAAAAUCAUGGGACGAUUUUUUCACGGAGUUCGGGGGUGUUUGAACUCGGAAAAACUGAUUACGAUGAUCAGUGUCCCUCAACUUUCUAAGAACUUUCCGAAGGAAAUGGACAAUCAAAUGUUUGAAUUAAAGCCGAUGAAAGUCUUGAAAUUUGUCUCGGUGACAAAACAAGAUAUAAUUCGUGAAUCAAAAGAUGUUGGAACUGAAAAAGAUUGGAAAAAAAGAAAAAGAAAGCAAGAAUCAGGACUGGUAGAAUCGGUAUCGGUGACCGAAUUUCUCACCAUUGGAGUCCAUUUGGAAACAUUUCAUCGAAGAUCGGGUUUAAUAAAUCGAGUCGGUCUCGAGAACCCUAUGAUCAAUUUUGACACUGAAACAUCCAAGAGCAUCAAAAGAAAAGAACUACCUCGCCACCCAAGACCUUUCCGGAAAACAGACCGAACUAAAAGAACUCAUUCUGACGUCGAGGACGCCGUCAUCUGAAGCGAGCGGGAUGUGAUGCUAAAAGGAAACAGCACAUGUUUUUCUUUUGUUCUCUCCCCAUAUUUUGACCCCAUCCAAUUAUUCCCUUUCCUUAUUUAAUGUAAACCCUAUUUUUUUCACUUGUUCGUUCAUUUAGUUUUGUUAUUUAUUUAAAAAGGAAAAGUAAAAGUAUUUUAUUUUGUAUUUGUUUAUUAAAUUGUUUGAGAAAAGAAGAGAGAGAGUUUUAUUUCUAU
Messenger RNA from Meloidogyne enterolobii, 803 nucleotides. Lineage: Eukaryota; Metazoa; Nematoda; Chromadorea; Rhabditida; Meloidogynidae. The record is from the annotation of a GenBank genome assembly.